UAACAAAUUAACUUUUCUUUGAAGAUUCCAGUUACAUCUGGUAUUCCUGGUCUUCAACUUAGUCCACAAGAUCUCCAACAGCUUCAACAACAUCUGCAGCAGCAUCAGCAAAAUUUGCAGAGCAUGCAGCAAUUUGUAUUUCUCCAGCCGGGCCAAUUACCAGCAAAUGUUCAAGCUCAGUUAUUUCUCCAGAGUCAGGGAUUGUUGCAGCAGGGUUUGAUGCAACAAAGUCUUCAAAAUCUUCAGCUUCAGGCAAGCCAGUUACCUCAGGGAGUUCUUUCGACACAGGCUGCGGCUGCUGCCGCCACAGUUGCCGCUGCUGCUGCCGCCCAGCAACAGCUUCAGCAACUCCAGCAACAGCAGCAACAAAAACAAAAACAGCAACAACAACAACAACAAGCUCAGACACAAUCACAGACACCAUCACAACCACCUCCGCCAUCUCAGUUACCACCACCAUCCACACCUACACAAAAGGCUGUUGUUACACAUCAUGUUAAAUCCAGGUCUUGUGAACCAAGUCCUGAAGAAAUGACCGACUUGGAAGAACUGGAACAAUUUGCAAAAACCUUUAAACAGAGAAGGAUAAAAUUAGGUAUGAUUUCAUAUAAAAUAUCAUUCGUACUAGAGUAAAAAAAUUAGUUUGAACAGAUUGUUUAAAUGUUUGUAAAGGUAUAAAUUAUACACGUGUGUGUGUGUGUGCAUGUUUGUAUAUAAUUUAUACCUUUAUGCUGUAUUUAGUUGAGACAUUUCUAAUUUAUUCAUUGAUUA
Molecule: messenger RNA, 771 nt
Organism: Centruroides sculpturatus (bark scorpion)
Lineage: Eukaryota; Metazoa; Arthropoda; Arachnida; Scorpiones; Buthidae
Product: protein nubbin-like
Exons: 3
Coding region: 124-633 (169 amino acids)
Biological process (GO): regulation of transcription by RNA polymerase II
Molecular function (GO): DNA-binding transcription factor activity, RNA polymerase II-specific; RNA polymerase II cis-regulatory region sequence-specific DNA binding
Source: RefSeq, a predicted model, not a curated record